Phlebotomus papatasi is the source of this 1563-nucleotide messenger RNA. RefSeq lists its product as uncharacterized. The record is from RefSeq and is a predicted model, not a curated record. The transcript has 3 exons. The coding region runs from base 163 to 1464 and encodes 433 amino acids. NCBI's taxonomy places the organism in Eukaryota, Metazoa, Arthropoda, Insecta, Diptera, Psychodidae.
AGUUGUCGGUUGGUUGUAAACAAAAAUGCACGUGCGUUUUUUCUUGUUUGAGUUUUUCAAGUGAAUAUUUCUUUUGCAAAAAGGAGGUUUUCUUGUGCAAAUAGUGCAUUUAUUAUUACUACAUUUUCUUACGUGCCAUUUAAAGAAGCAAAUCUUGUGAAAAUGUUUGUGGAAGAGAGUGAAAAGAUGCUGGAAUCGUGCUUGCUUCCGCAGUCGGUUUUCGACAUUACUGAGCGUCCUAUCGAAGCGGCUCAUUUCACUGAAUACAGGAAGCACCUGGAAUAUCUCCUGCCGAAUCUCUUUGAUGUAAUAAGCUCUAGGGAAAUUGAGCUGUUUGAGGCUGUGCCUGAAACUCAGAAAUUCCGGAAACUCUUUGUGGAAUUUGUCUGCGAACAAACUGGUGAUUGCGAUUUCUUCCGGACGGAAGUUGAGGCUCUGAGGAGGAAUCUUGAGGGUUUUCAGGGAAAGAUCAAGAAAAUGUUAAAUGAUGAUGAAAAGUUGAAGAGGGAAAUGAUGUUAUUGUACAAAUCCAAGUUGAUUGGGGAGGAAUGGAAGAGAAAUUUUGGAGCAAUUCAUGGAUUUCUUCAGUUCUGCAGGAUUUUGUACAGCAAUCAAAGAGAUUCCUUGGACUUGGAUCAAGGGAUGUUCAUUCUGUCUAUUGGAACGCAAUUUCUGGAGAAUGUCGAUCCAGCUUUCAAGCUCCAAGGCCUGAAAUUGCUCAGUCUUUUGCUUGAGUGCAUGGAUGAGGAUUUGCUGAGAGAGACAAAUACCCAUGAAGUCAUUUACACUCAAAUGAGAGAAAAUGUAGAGAAGAUCCUGGAUCAGGAAUGCACCCAAGAAAUUUGGAAGUGCAUCUGGUUAGCUGUGAAGUUAGACAAAAGGCUGUCGAAUGAUCUCGAGUGGAACAAAAUCGAUGAUUGCCUUCAGACUCUCAUUUACAAACUCAAAACGGAGAGCAAUCCCGGAACAAGGAGAUUCCUCCAAGAAAUCUUGCUCCAAUUCGUGUCAUUUACAGUCUCUGAUAGAGAAAGUUUUGAGGUCAGUUGGAACUCAGAGAAUAAUCACAAGCUUCUCAAUGACCUGAAAUUGAAGAGUAUUACAUUUGAUAACAUUAAGUGUUAUCGCUGGACAAAGAGUCUACUGGAUAUGUUUGUUGGUCAAUUCCUCACAAUUGUCAGCAGCCGAGAAGAAGCGAUAAGAACCAUUCGAUUUGUCCAUUUGGCCUAUCUUUUGACAAUAUCAACAAUUCAACGACAACUUCUGGAUGAAGCCCUUGCAGAAUUCAUCAAGAGAAUUGUUCCAAUUAGCGCAGAAAUUUGCAACAAUUAUCGAAAUGUCGAUAGCAGUGUACAAGAGGAAAUAUUGAGCUUCCUGCAAACAGUGCAUCGUCAAAGUCAAGAGAAACCAAAUGGCAACAACUGCUUUAUCGCUUUGGGGAGAUUCCUGUCACAUGCAGCUGCUUAAAGGUCACCAUAAACAAGGUAAGAGUUCCUCUCAGUAUUUAAUCCUAAAAGCCGGAAAGAAUUUAAUAUUAAAUGGAUAGAGUAUCAAUUUUUUGCAAGA